UGGAUUGUUACUCUGAUCACUGGCUCCGCCUUCAGCAGUAACGGCUCAUCUGCCCAUGAAAAGGUUCUCAUUAACCUGCAGUGCACGCCCUCUAAUGCCCCAUUGUCCAAGCAGGACAGAUAUAUCCAGGGCGGACCACUGCAGGUCCACAUGUGCACUCAGUCACUCUGUCGACAGCACCACUCUGCGUGAGACUUGACUCUCUGACCAACAAGAUGCAGGACAGGACGAAGAAGUGUGGAGCUCAGCUGCAGGAGAGAGGUUUGUCCAGGAAGAGCACCACCUACCUGGCCAAGAUCGCUGUCGUCCUCCAGGCUGCUCCAGGCAAGAUGCUCACUUUUACUCAGUUGAUGGACAGGCUGGCACCACUCAUCUGUGAAGACAGCAAAUCAGUUGAGAACAACAUCAGAGUCUGUUUGUCAACCCACUCGUGUUUUGUCAAGAUUCCACUGGUCCCAGAUUCAUUUCACAGUAAGAGGAACUACUGGAAACUGGACUCCAGUCAGAUCACUGUGAAGAUGGUGCGUCGUCACUUCAAAGGAAUCCUGCAGAUCUUCCCUGAGUUGGCCUGCCAAGUGGAAACGGAGCGCAGGAGCAGACAGUCGAAGCCCUGCUCCCCUCUCCCCUCUCCUGACCCUGCGAUCUGCAAAGCUGUUCAGAUCCGAUGCGAGGCAAAGUUCAGCAGUCCUUUCUCCAUCGAGUCCCUCCUGAAGAGGGACAGUCCCUCGGCCCGGCCCUCCAGACCUUCUCCUCUCUCCAGUGUGCCGGUCAGAGCGGAGCAGCAGCUCAGACAAGUCAGGACAAAGAGGAGCCUCAGCUGGGACUCUGAGGAGCCUCUUCUCCUUCAGGCCUCAGCUGGAGGUUCCCCCGUCUGCCCAACAGGGGGCAGCACACACCACAUACUCGCUCAUGGGGCCACUAAGACCAUCAGGAGGAUGCAUGUGAGCACAGAGCCCUCAUACCCCAUCUACACCAGAGCAGCUCCUUAUUUCACCAGCCCACCCAGCAGUUACAUCACUUUCUCUGUGCCUGCAUUUACCCAAGAUUCUCUCUGCUUCCGUUUGUGAAAAUUUGUUUUUUCCCCCCCUUCUUCAAAAUUGCACUUUUAAAAUGUUUUUGUUUUUGAGUUGACCAUUUCAGUGCGAUUUCUUUUUAUCUCAGACAAACAUUUGUCAUGUGUGUGCUGUGUCAUAAGUGUUUCAUUAAUUUCAGGCUGGGAUGAAAUCGCCUGACUUUCUUCAUGUAGUCUUAUAGUUUAAAGACUUGAAGUAUCUCGUGCAUGCUGACAUUUUAUAUAUAUUUGUUUUUUUUUUACAUUGUGACUUUUGUUUGAGGUCAGUAUAUUAUGACCACGAGAGGGCAGACUAGUAUUUCAAAGUUGACCUUGAAAUGCAGCGAUAGUCUGUCAAAAAACAAUUAAAGACAUGUCUUCUACAUCCUGA
This is a messenger RNA of Scophthalmus maximus (turbot), 1442 nucleotides long. RefSeq names its product forkhead box protein H1-like. The transcript is spliced from 3 exons. Gene Ontology annotation, molecular function: DNA-binding transcription factor activity; sequence-specific DNA binding. Gene Ontology annotation, biological process: regulation of DNA-templated transcription. Lineage: Eukaryota; Metazoa; Chordata; Actinopteri; Pleuronectiformes; Scophthalmidae. Bases 216 to 1067 code for a protein of 283 amino acids. The record is from RefSeq and is a predicted model, not a curated record.